Molecule: messenger RNA, 2153 nt
Organism: Linum tenue
Lineage: Eukaryota; Viridiplantae; Streptophyta; Magnoliopsida; Malpighiales; Linaceae
Source: the annotation of a GenBank genome assembly
AAGUUCUAACCCACACAAUAGUAGCCACGAUGGACCUGCAGAGUGCUUUCCAAAACAUCUCCGGCUAUCUCUUCCUCCCUUUAUUUUUCCUCUACUUAGCCCACCUAACCCUCAAAUCCACAACCACCGCCCGCCGCCUCCGCCGGAAACUUCCUCCGAGCCCACCGUCGGCGAUCCCGAUCCUCGGCCACGUCAGCCUCCUGAAACCCCCAAUCCACCGCACCUUCCACGCCCUCGCCCAAGACCACGGACCCAUCUUCUCCCUCCGCCUCGGGAGCCGCCUCGCCGUCGUGGUCUCCUCCGCCUCCCUGGCGGAGGAAUGCUUCACCAAAAACGACGUCGUCUUCGCCAACCGCCCCGAACUCAUCAUGUCCAAGCACAUCGGCUACAACUACACCACCAUGACCCAAGCUCCCUACGGCGACCACUGGCGCAACCUCCGCCGCAUCGGCGCCGUCGAGAUCUUCUCCGCCCACCGCCUCAACGCCUUGCUCCCCAUCCGCCGCGAGGAGGUCCACCGCCUCGCUUCCAGGCUCGCGGCGGCCGGCAGCUUCCCCCGCGUGGUGGAGCUGAAGUCGGCGUUUCACGAGCUGACGUUCGACACCAUGAUGAGGAUGGUGGCCGGGAAGAGGUUCUACGGCGACGGCGAUGAGCAGGCCAGGGAUUUCAGGGAGGUGAUCAAGGAGGUGGUGUCGCGUAGCGGCGCGACGAACCCGGGUGAUUUCUCGCCGGUGCUGAGGUGGCUUGACGGCGGGAAGUUCGAGAAGACGGUGGCGGGGCUGGCUCGGAGGACGGAUUCGUUCUUGCAAAAGUUGAUUGAGGAGCAUAGGAGCAAGAAAGAAGGAUUGGAUAGUGCGAAUACCAUGCUUGACCACUUGCUCAAGUUGCAGGAGUCUGAGCCGGAGUACUACAGUGACAAAAUUAUCAAAGGCCUUGUUCUGGUGAUGUUGUUAGCAGGAUCGGAUACUUCUGCGGUGACUUUAGAAUGGGCGAUGGCAAAUCUUCUCAAUCACCCCGACAUAUUAGUCAAGGCGAGAGAAGAGCUCGACAAGCAAAUUGGUGAAGAACGCUUGGUGGACGAGGCCGAUAUUUCCAAUCUCCCUUAUCUUCGGAACAUCAUUUCUGAGACCCUUCGACUGUACCCAGCUGCUCCGCUCCUUGUCCCUCAUGUGUCCUCCGAGGAUUGUGUGGUUGGAGGGUACCAUUUGCCGCGUGACACAAUGUUGUUGGUCAAUGCAUGGGCUAUUCAUAGGGACCCUAAUCUUUGGGACGAUCCCACUAGUUUUAGACCUGAAAGGUACGAAAAUGGAGGGAAAGAAAGCUAUAAGCUGAUACCUUUUGGGUUGGGUAGAAGGUCUUGCCCUGGCGCAGGCCUUGCCCAACGAGUUGUGGGCUUUACUCUUGGGACAUUGAUCCAAUGCUUUGAAUGGGAAAGAUCCGGCGUGGAAGAAGUUGACAUGAAUGAAGGGAAAGGAAUCACGAUGCCUAAAGAGAAGCCAUUGGAGGCCAUCUGCAUAAAUCGUCCAAUUGUGCACAACAUGGGAAAGCACAUCGGCUACAACUACACCACCAUGACCCAAGCCCCCUACGGCGACCACUGGCGCAACCUCCGCCGCAUCGGCGCCGUCGAGAUCUUCUCCGCCCACCGCCUCAACGCCUUCCUCCCCAUCCGCCGCGAGGAGGUCCGCCGCCUCGCGUCCAAGCUCGCGCACGGCAGCCACCGCCGCGUGGUGGAGCUGAAGUCGGCGUUUCACGAGCUGACGUUCGACACGAUGAUGAGGAUGGUGGCCGGGGAAAGGUUCUACGGCGACGGCGAUGACCGGGGCAGCAGGGAGUUCAGGGAGGUGAUCAAGGAGGUGGCGGCACGUGGCGGUGCGACGAACCCGGGUGAUUUCGUGCCGGUGAUGAGGUGGAUUGACGGCGGGAAGUUCGAGAAGACGGUGGCGGAGCUGGCUGGACGGAUGGACUCGUUCUUGCAAAAGUUGAUUGAGGAGCAUAGGAGCAAGACGAAAAGGUUGGAUAGUGCGAAUACCAUGCUUGACCACUUGCUCAAGUUGCAGGAGUCUGCGCCGGAGUACUACAGUGACAAAAUUAUCAAAGGCCUUAUUCUGGUAAGUGGUAACCUCACUAAUCAUCAUUUUAUUAAUGUAUAA